This is a messenger RNA of Galendromus occidentalis (western predatory mite), 1548 nucleotides long. RefSeq names its product transmembrane protein 151B. Lineage: Eukaryota; Metazoa; Arthropoda; Arachnida; Mesostigmata; Phytoseiidae. The record is from RefSeq and is a predicted model, not a curated record. Bases 1 to 1392 code for a protein of 463 amino acids. The transcript is spliced from 8 exons.
AUGGUGAACUCCAGACGGGCCAGCGCGCCCGCUAGCUCCGCACUCAACCAGUUAUCGGCGCCCUCACCCAACGUAAUCAUCGAAGAAAAUGAAGAGGUUCGACCACAGAGACGGAAACUGGCGCAAUGUCUCAAAGAAGGAGCUCAUAUACGAUGUCUUCUGUUGACGCUCAUUCAGGUGGCGUGUUUGACUGCAAUUCUUUGGUGCCGGCUGUCGGUUGUCAAGAGGUACGUUAUCGACUAUCGUACAAUCCCCAUUCGGAGACAGGUGCUUGCCUCACCUUGCGGCGAGGCUCAACUAUAUCUGCCACUCGCCGUGCUCGUUAUCGCUUACAUAGCCUACCUCGUCGAGUGCUAUCACUGUGCGACUAGAUUGCAGCUUUUAUACAAGGUGAGCUCAAGCACUGUGUAUGCGUACAUCAACCAGAUGCGGGAAGCUCAGCCGAUCAUCUGGUGGAAGGCGACCUGUUAUCAUUAUGUUCGUCGAAACCGCCAGGUUAUCCGCUACCGGAAUGGCGAGGCCUACGCGACAAGCCAGUCUUACUACGAGCGAGUUAAUACACACACCUGCGGGUCAUGUUUCUCCUACCAGGGCGUUCGUGACAUCAGUAAAAAACUCGUUGGUUUGGAGGACCACCCCACUACGAAGAUCCGCCUGGGCAAGGGAUUCGCGUUCGCCAAUCUCAACUCCGCACAGGACUUCGAAGAACAAAGGGCACGCUUCUUCGGGGAGCAGGAGAGGUUGGAUGAUUACGUCGAAAUGCGCGAAGGACUCGAUUUAGCAGGGUGCAGUUUCGAGGAGUAUAUCGUAGCUUUCGCAGACAAGCUUCCAUGGUAUAUAAGUCAGACAGGCUUCUGGCUGCUGUCGUUCGUGCUGCUUUCAUGGCCUCUGAGACUGUUCAUAGAAUAUCGCACUGCUCACGUUCAUGUGCAAAUCACCAAACUUUUCGGCGAUGCUCAUCAGCCUUCACUCUCCUCGACCAGCAAUCCGUCUAUGACAACGUGCUUGAACUCGCCCGAUACAAUCGACAAUCACACGCUUGAACCCAUGUCGUAUUCGGAGGCCCUGCUCUAUCGAGAGCUGGGAGACAUACAGGACCUAGACAACCAGGAUGCGCAGUCGAACGUUAAAACGAAUUCGCUCUGCGGCCGGCGCUCUUGGGGAGGCUAUUCCAGUCCAGGAGCGACAUCGCACGAAAUCCUUUUCUACGAGCUCCCUUCACCACCGUCGUAUCUGGACGCAAUUUCUGCGGAAGGCGGAUCCCUACCGCCGGCAGGACCUUUUGGUAUUCUGAGAAGGUCUGUGACGGAUCGCGAUUUGACGAGCCGAGUUUUCGCAGGCUCGAACAUCUCAGAUAGAAAUACAAGGUGGAGCCCCGAGACCCUCCUCUAGCAUCAGCCAGGGGCAGACAGGGACCCAACGAGAUCUCCUCCACGACGGCGCUCUUGUGAUACUUCUGAUAUACAACACUCGUUUCACCAAUAGUUUUCCUUCUGCUACUCAUCGCAUCAUCAGCAUCGCUCAUAUCCCUAUUGGACAUACCGGGAG